Molecule: messenger RNA, 798 nt
Organism: Emiliania huxleyi CCMP1516
Lineage: Eukaryota; Haptophyta; Isochrysidales; Noelaerhabdaceae
Exons: 1
Coding region: 385-762 (125 amino acids)
Source: RefSeq, a predicted model, not a curated record
CGCCAUCACUGCUGACGGCAGCGCCUGGAGCUGGGGCGAUGGAGUCUACGGCCGGCUGGGCCACGGCGACCAGCAGGACCAGCUGCUGCCCAAGCAGGUCGAGGCCUUCGCUGGGCAGCGCGUCGUCGCUGUGUCGGCUGGAGCCCGCCAUAGCCUCUCGCCACCACGGCCGAUGGCGCCGCUUGGAGCUGGGGCCUUGGAGGCGCUGGCCGGCUGGGCCACGGCGACCAGCAGCGCCAGCUGCUGCCCAAAAAGGUCGAGGCCUUUGCUGGGCGGCGCGUCGUCGCUGUUGCGGCUGGAGGCAUCCACAGCCUCGCCAUCACCGCCGACGGCGCUGUCUUGAGCUGGGGCGAUGGAGUCUCUGGCAGGUUGGGCCACGGCGACAUGCAGGGCCAGCCGCUGCCCAAGAAGGUCGAGACCUUUGCUGGCCGGCGCGUCGUCGCUGUGUCGGCGGGAGAUCGCCACAGCAUCGCCAUCACCGCCGACGGCGCCGUCUGGAGCUGGGGCUAUGGAGCCUCUGGCCAGCUGGGCCACGGCGACCAGCAGAACCAGCUGCUGCCCAAGCAGGUCGAAGCCUUCGCUGGGCAGCGCGUCGUCGCUGUGUCGGCUGCGGAAUACAAUAGCUUCGCCAUCGCCGCCGACGGCGGUGUUUAUGCUUGGGGUCUGGGCGAACGCGGCUGCCUUGGCCACGGAGAGGACCUGUCGCACCAGCUGCUGCCCAAGAAGAUCGAGCGAUUCGGGGAGAGGGGGCUGGGGCAGUGAGAGGGUUUGCUCGCGAUAUUCUUAUAGUGUGUUGAG